This is a messenger RNA of Oncorhynchus kisutch (coho salmon), 3131 nucleotides long. RefSeq lists its product as uncharacterized. The record is from RefSeq and is a predicted model, not a curated record. The transcript is spliced from 11 exons. The coding region runs from base 66 to 2762 and encodes 898 amino acids. Lineage: Eukaryota; Metazoa; Chordata; Actinopteri; Salmoniformes; Salmonidae. Gene Ontology annotation, biological process: regulation of translational fidelity. Gene Ontology annotation, cellular component: cytoplasm. Gene Ontology annotation, molecular function: double-stranded RNA binding; nucleotidyltransferase activity; tRNA binding.
AAGAUCACCGGACAGCAUUUAUAACCUCAGAGCGCUCCGUGGCGCGUGCAUUAGACACUCCGGUGAUGGCUGAGCUCGAGGCAGAAUCGCUUCAUUUCUCCGUGGGCAUCCUCGGUAUCUCCGGCGGUUCUCUACUGCUGCUGGUGAAUAACUAUGGCAGCUCUCCUGAAAAAUCCCUCAUCCCCCAUACUGCACUGGGGGUUCUACUGCUUAUCAUCGCUGCCCUCUUGGCCUACUCUGGUGUGCGACGCAGCUUGUCCCAGUCCCGUUUGUUCUCCAGUGUGUGUCUGACAGUGUCGGCCCUUUGGGGUGGAUCCGGCCUGGUCUACCUGCUGGUUGGGGAGAGGGUGUUGGGGGCCACAGAGCUGAGGACCUCUCUGGUCCCUGGUCUUGCAGCCUUCACCCUGGCCCUCCUCAUCCUGGCUAUAGUCUCGCUCUUCCAGAGAGAGGUGGUCUUCUUUAUCAUCACCCUCUCUAUCAGUCUGGCUUGUGGGCAUCAAAUCGCCGGUCUCUCCUCCCCGAGCUUCGGCCAGUCUGCCACCGCCGCCUGCUACCUGCUGGUCACUCUGGUGGGGGCGUACUUCGGCUGUGGCCGCCUGCUCUCCUUUAUCACCCGAGGUAGAGUGGAGGCUCCUGGGACACGGCUGAAGAAGAGGAGGGCUGGGGGUCAGGGGGUCAGAGGUCCAGAGGACUGUAACGACGUGGUACCUGUAGGCCUGGUGAUGAACCUCCUGUCUGCCAGUGUGUUAGCCUGCCCCCUACUGGCCGUGGUUCCUCAGCUCUCUGCGGGUCACGUCCCCUGGCUAUGGACGGCUGCUGUAUUCCAGCUGGGGGUGUGUGUCCUCUCCUACAGGGCCAUGGACUCUCUGACAGCCACCUUCUAUGGCUUCACCUCCAUCCUACACUUCACUGAGGGCUACAGCGCUCUCCUCACAGCUCCCUCCUUCUCCAUCCUCCCCUCCUCCCCAGUCCCCUUCCCCGUUGUCUUCUCUGUUCUGUUCUUCAUCCUGGCUCUGUUCAGUUGUCAGAAGAGUCUAGCUGAGGGUCUGUAUCAGCUGUUCUUCGUAGCGUAUACCAUCGCCCUCGCCGCGCAGCCAUCCCUGUCCUUCCAGGCCGGGGCGCAGGGUGUACAGGCAGCAAUCUUUGUCGUGUCAGCUGUGAUGCUACUGGUCACCUCCUACAACAUGUUAGCCAAUAGGAUCCCUACAGGGGAGGGCAUGUUCAAGGCUUUGGUGAUGCGUGUCAGCAACCUGACGCUCCGCCCCCGUGACAGACAGCUCCACGACCCUUACCUGGGCUACUCCAGGUAUGCUGACGCCGAGGUGUUGGGCCACGCCUGCUCCGUGCUCGCUGCCUUCUCCAUCACGUCGUCCGUGGAGGAGCGGGACCCGCUGGCUGUGCUGGUGCUCCCUUGGACUGUGGUGGCUGGGGGCAUCCUACAGUUGCUGGUUGGCUCUGUAGCCUUCUCCCGAGGUAAGACACUGGAGAGCACGGCAUUCAUCCUGUACGGUGUCAUGUGGUCUGUCUGGGGGCUGACGCGGUACGGAGGUCUCUACGGUGACACCCGAGGUUUCAACGUAGCGGUCGGCAUCAUCAGCUUCCUGUUGUUCAACAGUCUGGUGACGGUGGGAGCUCUGUUCCUGAACAUAGCCUGGUUCCUCUACGCCGCGACCUUUCACCUCAUUAUCAUCUCCUUUCUGCUGGAUGCCGUCGGAGCACUGCCUUAUGGGUACGAUAUCGGCGUGUCUAUCGUGUUCGGCCUGGUGUCUUUCUACUGCUUCCUGUCUGGUCUGUUCAACAUGACCUUCCUGACCCCCCAGUUGCCCCUGGGAAGGGCCCUGGUUAGGCUGAGCGGGGAAGGAGGAGGAGGGCGGGACACCUGUCCACAUGUCCCGGCACGCAAGGCCACCGCUGUUCACCAGAUAGCAGAGAUCAUGAAGAGUGGGGGUAUAUGUGGGAUGCCCACUGACACAGUCUAUGUACUGGUGGCAGCCUGUAACAGACCUGAGGCUGUGGAGAAGGCAUACAGGUGUAAGCAGCAGGCCCAGGACCGGCCCAUGUCUCUGUGGGUCUCCUCUAUAAACCAGUUAGAACCGGUCAGAUCCCUGCUGUCUCCUCUGCUCUGGGACUUCAUGAGCGCUGCAUGGCCCUCAUCUAUCAGCAUGGUCAUACCCAGGGGCCCGUGGAUGGAGGUGUUUGGUCUCGGGGAAUCAGCUAAACACAUUGGAACCCCUCAGAGCAUCGCUAUCAGGAACCCAGACUGUGCAGUAGCUACUCAUCUUAUCAACCUGGUGGGUCCCAUCGCUGUGACGUCAGCCAACCCCACAGGAGAAGCAGACACAACACACCACAACCAGGUGUACGCCAAGCUGGGAGACAAGGUGGAUGGUGUGUUGUGUGAUGGGCCGUCCCCUGAAAACAGUGCCUCCACUGUGGUCGACUGCACCAAGAUAGAGAGCGGCCAUAUUGGAUUCUUCAGAGUGGGCCUCAUCCCCAAGUCCCAGGUGCUCCAGAUCUUUGAAGACAUCCAGAAAAGGCACUCCCAUGGCCAGAUAAACCCUGGAUUUGAAACAGACCUCACAGAGCCUGGCCCUAACCUGACAGACCCUCAGAGACACACAGAACAACACAAUACACAGUCCCCAGAAUCCUCUCCAGUUCCACCAGCCACCCAGUCUCCUGCCUACAUAGACACCUCUCCACAUCCAUCAGACUCCCCAAGCUACCGCCCCUGGGUCCUGACAACUACUGAAGACUCUUAGUUACUGUCUUAGUUUAGAACAUGUAGAAAGUGUAACAUAAACUGUCUUAUUUUAGCUUUCAUGUUUUUUAGGUGGAAAUUAGGCGGUGUUCCCUGAAUAACCACAACACAGCAAGGAAAUGAAUAUUUAAGACAAACAGUAUUUAUGUAUGUUUAAAUGUAUAUUAAAGGCAACAUCUCUUUCUCUGCUGUUUGGUAAUUACAGAACCUUCUCUCACCACAGAGCGGUGUCUUGUGUAAAUAUUGGGUUCAUUCUAACUAUGUAUUCGGGUUGUAACUCUACAGUUGCUAUGGAGACAGAUAGUUGUCACAUACAUACUGUGUUCUCUGUAAUGGAGUUGUAUUAAAGAAACCUGUUGCCAUCCACAAA